CUAGCACACGUGAGCCUCAUUGGCCAAUCAGCUGGUGAGUGUGUGCCAGCCGUAGUGUUUUUCAAGGCGCCAAGCUUAUUUGUGGACGAUUUGCACGAAAUACCCUUUUUUUGACGUGCCACGUAUGCGUCAAAAAUGUGAUCUCGGGCGAUGUUUUUGGAUAAAAUCAAACUUUGAAAUAUUAUUUACGACUGUGUCUGUGAAUGGAACGAUUUGGUGCAGUAAUUUUAAUUUGUUUGCCCGUUGAAAAAUUAUGCUCUCGGAGGCGCCAUUUUGUUGAUUUAUGUGUGGUAAACAAUAUAGAGAAGCUUAGAAUUAGCGGAAAAAUUUAAAUUAUCGUGGUACUGUUGAGCAUUACAGGCGCUUAGAUUUUGCGUUAAUAAAAUGAAUCAACAAAAUACAAUGAAUCUGAUUAUUCAGGAUGCAAACGGUCAACAAAAAAUUAUUAAAGUACUGCAUAGUGGUGGAACUGGAAAACAAUUGGUAACUGCUUCGGCAGUACAAAAUAUGCUAUCAGCACAAAACAACCAAGAAAUUGUACAAAAUUCUGCUGGGAGUGCUGCAACUGCUCAAGUCAUACGUAAAGUAAAUAUACAAACAAAAAAUGGACCAAGGGUUGUUACGUUGCCAGUUCAACAAACCAGCAAUGUAAAUACACCGAUCAAGAGGACACCACAACUUGUACAAAAAACUUUGAAGUUAACACCUCAACAACUGGCUGCCUUGAAAAUGGUGCCAAUGAAAACCCAACAAAAAGUAGUUACAGUACAAUCAAAUCAAAUGAAUAACAGUUCGUUAAAUGCAUCGGACAUUGCUAUGCAGAAUAAUGUACAAGUGACUCCAAAUGGUGUAAAGAUUAUUUCACCAGGAAUAUUGGAUCACACAGGGUCCAGGAAAAGGCACGAACCUGAAAAUGAUUACACACCUGAAUACAGUAACACAAAACGUAGGAAAACAGACAAAGUCGGCAAAGGUCUUCGUCAUUUUUCUAUGAAAGUUUGUGAAAAAGUCCGAAACAAAGGCACAACAUCUUAUAAUGAAGUCGCUGAUGAACUUGUUACUGAAUUUACGUACGGCUUACAUGGGGGAAGUCCCGAAAGCCAACAAUACGAUCAAAAGAAUAUUCGUCGAAGAGUGUACGACGCUUUAAACGUCUUGAUGGCCAUGAAUAUUAUCUCAAAAGAAAAAAAAGAAAUUAGGUGGUUGGGAUUACCUACAAAUUCUGCAGAGGAAUGCAGACUUCUGGAAAAAGACAAAAUGAAACGUCUCGAAAGAAUUAAAGGCAAAACACAACAGUUACAUGAUCUCAUAUUACAGCAAGUGUCCUUCAAAAGUUUAGUUGAAAGAAAUAAAAGAGCCGAGGAACGGGGCCACACUCCGCACGCGAAUUCAACUAUCGAAUUGCCUUUUAUUAUUGUUAAUACCGAUAAGAAAACAAACAUAGAUUGUAGCAUAUCAAACGACAAAUCUGAAUAUUUAUUCCAUUUCGAAGACAAAUUUCAAAUCCAGGAUGAUAUUGAAAUAUUGAAGCGAAUGGGUUUAGAUUUAGGUUUAAGCAAAGGUGAAUCUACGGAAGAAGAUAUCGCUAAAGCUAAGACAAUGGUGCCCAAAUCAUUGGAGUCUUACAUAGAAGAGCUUGGUCGAGGUAUAAGGCCCGAAGACUAUCUGAUGCCCGUCUACGACGACGAGUGUGAUGAUAACAUCGUAGAAAUCCCAGAAAACAUGCUCUAUUCGACAGGCGUCGAAGACUUAAUCGAAUCCAGUUUAGGACUAGACGAAGAACGAUCUCUAUCAGAAGUGGACGACGAAGAAGAGUCCGAGGAGAGCGGUAGUGAUGUUGAAAUCAACUAACAAACCAAGUGCUAUAUUAAGAGUAUAAAUUACAAUAUUAAGUUUAAAGAAACAAUAACUAGAGUUCAAAAAUUGUUCAAGUUUAUAUUUUGCCGAGGGGAGGAUUUCGAGGAUAACGCCAUUAAUGUAAACUUGUCAACUUGAACAUGUUAUUUUAUUUAAUAUACUUUAUUAUUAUAUAAUAAACUGUUUAAUAUCAG
Messenger RNA from Ctenocephalides felis (cat flea), 2051 nucleotides. Its product is annotated as transcription factor Dp-1-like. Gene Ontology annotation, molecular function: RNA polymerase II transcription regulatory region sequence-specific DNA binding; DNA-binding transcription factor activity, RNA polymerase II-specific. Gene Ontology annotation, biological process: regulation of transcription by RNA polymerase II; regulation of cell cycle. The transcript is spliced from 11 exons. Bases 385 to 1851 code for a protein of 488 amino acids. NCBI's taxonomy places the organism in Eukaryota, Metazoa, Arthropoda, Insecta, Siphonaptera, Pulicidae. The record is from RefSeq and is a predicted model, not a curated record. Gene Ontology annotation, cellular component: transcription regulator complex; nucleus.